Cinara cedri is the source of this 360-nucleotide messenger RNA. Lineage: Eukaryota; Metazoa; Arthropoda; Insecta; Hemiptera; Aphididae. The record is from the annotation of a GenBank genome assembly.
AUGUACUCGUGGCGAACGACGACGGCCGGCACACGCGUCGUCGGGCGAGCUCGCGGCGACGGCGACGUUCGUUCUGGAAUCGUUGCAGACGUCGUCGUCCUAGACGCACAAUGUUCGCCGUGUUCCGAAUUCAAAGUCAAUCGUUCGCGGCGCGGCGCGGACCGAUCGCAGAGCAAAUCGAGCAACGGUCGGACGCAACGUUGUCCAUCGUGGUCUUGGCCGGCUGCGAUGCACAAACGGCGUAAAAUGAUUAUCGCGUAUGACGAAUGCGGACAGAGGAACAACGACGAGACGUUUUCGCAUUCGGCGGUUUCUAAUCGAGCGAAACGAGGCCCGGGGGUACGUUUCGAUUUGUCGUGA